Physella acuta is the source of this 1577-nucleotide messenger RNA. RefSeq names its product toll-like receptor 4. Gene Ontology annotation, molecular function: signaling receptor activity. Lineage: Eukaryota; Metazoa; Mollusca; Gastropoda; Physidae. The record is from RefSeq and is a predicted model, not a curated record. Gene Ontology annotation, cellular component: plasma membrane. Gene Ontology annotation, biological process: signal transduction.
CAGAUUACCUGAGGAAAUUGAUCAAUCAAAGAAAUCUAUGUCAGUCAAGGAUCUGAAUAACAGCAUAAUACUUCCAGAUGCCAAUUCAAAAAUAGUUCCAUUAAAUCAUGACAAAUCAUCCAUUGAAAGAGAAUUUGCUGUUAAUAAGAAUGUGUAUCUAAGAAAUUAUGGGAGAAAGGAAAAAUGGAUACCAGGUCAAAUUGUUCAAUGUACAGGACCUGUGCCUUAUAAAGUUAAAAAUAACUUGUGCAGAUAAUAAGUGUGAAUCUGCCAAUCCCACCAAAUCUGAACAGUUCACACCAACUCAGUUUGUUCCACAACCAAGUUCUGUUGAUAUGAGUGAACCAAGUUGUCUGGAGUCAGAAAAUGUAAAUUCUGGAGUUAAUGAUUUAAAUCCUAGACCUCCUGAGAUAGAGAAUCCAAAUGUACUACUAGACUUAGAUCUAGAUCAAGAAUCUAUGCGCAUGCCAGGUCUAGAAACGUUGGACUUGUCUAGAAAUCAGAUACCAAAUGACUUGAUGUCAAACUUCGGAGACAGGCUGUUUCAAAAUCUAACAAACCUUCACCAGCUUGAACUGUCGUUCAACUCUUUUAAGUCAAUGAGCUCAAAGACGUUUUUGUAUAAUAGAAAUCUAAGAGAAUUGUUUCUUGCAGGGAAUAGAUUUCGACAAUUCCCGUUUAACCUACAAUACACCCCAAACUUGAGGGUUUUAGAUCUGAGGUUCAAUGACCUGAUUACUCUUACAGCUGACGUGAGAUACAGUUUAGACAAGCUGGCAACAGACAACAAGGGGUUUAAUUUGUAUUUAGAAGGGAACGUUUUAUCUUGUGGAUGCCAUGACAUCCAAUUCCUCCUGUGGAUGAAGCUGACAAUUGUAAAUAUGGAUCUGGAUAGAAACUAUUCUUGUAUUGACACUGACGGGGUUUCUAGACAUACAGAAUCCAUAACAGAUCUUGGAGCAUAUUGGCGCAAAUGUACGGGAGAGUCUUUUCUUUGGUUUUCUAUUAUAAUGUUCUGUUUAAUGUUCAUUGGGUUUUUGCUGUGUUUUUUUGUUACCAAGUACAAAACGUACAUCAUUUCUGGACUGCUUAAUUUGUUUAGUGAAACUUUUCUAAAGAAACCUUCCAACUACGAGAUUGGUGUCUUCAUUGGUUAUGCUGAUAGAGAUUACCAGUUUGCUUGUCAUGACCUCAGGCAGUUUAUCGAGGACACGCUGGGGUUAACGACCUUUAUUCGUGACCGUGACCUCUCACCUUCAACUGACCUGGCCUCUGCCACUGUGCAGGCCAUAGACAGAAGUUGGCGCGUUCUUCUGGUUGUCAACGAAACGUUUUUGUCACGUGAACGUUGGUUCUUGUUCAUGUGUAGAGCAGCCACAUCUGCUUUGACGUCUGCUAACCCUAAAAGGAUUGUCGUUCUUGUUGAGGACCAGUUACGUCACCGUCUGCCAGCCGAACUGUCGAGAGUUGUUUUGGAGGAAAACAUUGUUGUCACCCGAGGAAAUUUCUUAGACUAUGAUCUAAAGGAAAAACUAAGAACAAGAUUGGUAGAGUGGAACCACUUAACACAAGUUUAA